AUGGUUGCUGUUUAUCUCUUUCCACUGAUCAUUACAGUGAUCGUAUUGGGAGGAAGUUUUGAGGCCGCUGCUACACAACUAGGAUGCAGUCACCCGGACGAUCGAUGCCUUCCGAUACGACACUGCCCGCUAGUGUACAAACGCAUUCAAAAGGGGGAACUUUCGCGCAAUAGUACCUUCAAGAAGGAGGUUCUACGAAGCAUCUGCCAACCGGCAGUACAGUUGGUGAAGAAGACCCACAUUUGCUGCCCCAAGCGUACCAUCGAGUGCCAUCUGGAUGGGAAACCGGGCACAUGUUUGUUACGCGAACAAUGUCCAACGUUACAAUCGAUCACCGAGCAACAGCUCAUGAGUUCCGUUGCGGAGAACCUUUGCUACGUGCACGAGAAAAAGAAUUACUUCUGCUGUACCGAUCCUCUCUGUGUGGCGCACAAAAAUUUGUGUGAUCAGAAAGCACCGACAGUUCCGGCAUCUGCCUUUCCAACCUGUAAAACCAGCAACGGUACCGUGGGAUCUUUAGUGUCCGGAAAGAUUUGCAGCGAGCAGGCACGAUCCGUAGAAACGACUGGUGAUUCCCGUGUAUGCUGCGUACCACCAGAAACUGGUCGCUUAAUCUCACACCCGAACGCAGCCAAGUUGGCCCGUUUGUCGUGCGGAACGAACGCUUACCACAACAAAAUUCAAAACGGUGUACUGGCAGAACCCGGGGAAUUCCCGUGGAUGGCGUCUCUGGUUUACAAGACACAGGCGGUCUGCAGCGGUACGCUGAUUCAUCCAUCGUACGUACUAACCGCCCGCCACUGUAUCAAUGCGCGGCUCGUGAAGGUACGACUCGGAACGAACGAUCUGCUGGAAAAGCCCGCCCGAUGUUCCACAGAAACUUGUCCCAAGAUGCAGGAGAUUACUAUCGCUCAAAGCAUUCGCAGUCACACACACGACGUUGGACUGUUGCGAUUAGUUAAGCCCGCGGAACUGGUGCCAAAUGUUGUGUGGCCGAUUUGUUUGCCGGUUUACUUGAGUCUGCAGAUGUAUCUGCCCCCGAUGGUCACGAUCAGUGGAUGGGGAAUGACGGAGAAGGGUGUGCGGUCGAGUGUACUGUUGCAAGCGCAAACACCGGUAUUGGUGAAUCAGGAAGGAUGCACCAAGGACUACAUGAUCUGUGCCGGUGGUGUUGAUCACAACAAUCACUGUCGGGGUGAUUCUGGUGGGCCACACCAAGCGCUCAGCACAUACCGGGGUGAGCUUCGGUUUGUGCAGUAUGGCAUAAUCUCCGAUGGACCGAAAUACUGCAAUGAACCGGAACGACCAAGCCGGGGUGUACUGGUGGGUUACGUUAUGGAAUGGAUUCUAGACCAGAUGGAACUUUGA
Molecule: messenger RNA, 1368 nt
Organism: Anopheles maculipalpis
Lineage: Eukaryota; Metazoa; Arthropoda; Insecta; Diptera; Culicidae
Product: serine protease grass
Exons: 3
Coding region: 1-1368 (455 amino acids)
Biological process (GO): proteolysis
Molecular function (GO): serine-type endopeptidase activity
Source: RefSeq, a predicted model, not a curated record